Molecule: messenger RNA, 1425 nt
Organism: Lolium perenne
Lineage: Eukaryota; Viridiplantae; Streptophyta; Magnoliopsida; Poales; Poaceae
Product: deoxyhypusine synthase-like
Biological process (GO): peptidyl-hypusine biosynthetic process
Cellular component (GO): cytoplasm
Molecular function (GO): deoxyhypusine synthase activity
Source: RefSeq, a predicted model, not a curated record
AUCGGCCGGAAGCACACAGCCGCGCGCGCAGAACCUGGUUAGCUAAUAGCUACUACUGUAUUUUCUCGGUGGAAAGGGUGAAGCGGCUAGCUUGUUUCUCGCGCGCGAAGCAGCUGCUCGGGCUCGGAGAAGAUGGCCGGCGAUGGAGGCGGUGACGGUGGAGAGCGCAACACGGACGCACUGGAGGGCGUGCGCUCCAUCCUGUUUAAGCCGUCCGAUUCCCUCGACGACUCGCUGUGCACGAAGAUCGCCGGUGCCGACUUCAACGACGCCGGCCUCGGCCUUGCCGGGCUGCUCGGCUCGCUCGCCACCACUGGGUUCCAGGCGUCCCAUCUCGGCGACGCCAUCGACGUCGUCAACCAGAUGUUGGAUUGGAGGUUGUCUCACGAGAAGCCAAGUGAGGACUGUGAUGAAGCUGAGCUGGACCCCAAACACACAGAAUCUGUCAAGUGCAAGAUAUUUCUUGGUUUCACUUCAAACCUCGUGUCUUCUGGCAUACGGGAUGUCAUCCGGUUUCUAGUUCAGCAUCACAUGGUGGAUGUUAUAGUUACGACUGCCGGGGGCAUAGAGGAAGAUCUCAUAAAAUGCCUUGCACCAACAUACCGAGGUGAUUUUUCUCUACCUGGAAUAAUGCUGCGCUCAAAAGGACUGAACCGGAUAGGAAAUCUGUUGAUGCCCAACGAUAAUUAUUGCAAGUUUGAAAAAUGGAUCAUGCCAAUCCUUGAUCAGAUGCAACAAGAACAAUCUAUGAAGAAUGUUUGGACACCAUCAAAGGUGAUUGCUCGCCUCGGCAAAGAAAUAAAUGACGAAAGCUCCUACCUAUACUGGGCACACAAGAACAAUAUUCCUGUAUACUGCCCAGCAUUGACCGACGGAUCAAUCGGAGAUAUGUUGUUUUGCCAUGCAGUUCGCAAUCCUGGUCUCAUUAUUGACAUUGUGCAAGAUGUAAAGCUGAUGAAUGGCGAAGCAAUUAAUGCAACCCCAAGGAAGACAGGGGCUAUAAUUCUUGGCGGGGGCCUUCCAAAGCAUCAUAUAUGCAAUGCAAAUAUGCUCCGCAAUGGUGCAGAUUAUGCAGUCUACAUCAACACAGCUCAAGAGUUUGAUGGCAGUGACUCGGGAGCACAUCCGGAUGAAGCUGUUUCAUGGGGAAAGAUCAAUGGUUCAGCCAAACCUGUAAAGGUCCACUGUGAUGCGACAAUCGCUUUCCCCUUACUCGUUGCCGCAACAUUUGCACGUAGGUUUCAUGGAGCAAAUUGAAUCAUUUGAAUUCCUGACGGCGAAAUAAGGACCUUGAUUGAAUUGUUAUUUAUGCAUCUAUGCUUUCAAAGCGCUCAUCUGGUUCUUAGUGAUUUCAACUUUCAUUGUACCCAGAGGUUCCAUUUGUAUGCUCAAGUGAGACUAUGUAUGGACUAUGGAGUGUCAUGU